UCGGCGAAGCUUGAUCGUGUGUGAAUCGCGUCGACUCCGUAAGUCAUCAUCCCGGUCUCUUGUGCAAUAGUUGGUGGAAAACGCCACCCCGUGAGCGAGAAAAACUGCUGAACGCGACGAGGAUCAAGCAUGGCAAAAUUGGAACGUGGGUGAGCGCGAAGCGUAAACAGCAUCGUCAUCACCAUCAUCAUCUGUUGGCUAUUUCUUCUUUUGUCAACGGCAACUACGACCACGAUGAGAAUGGUGUGGAAAAGCACUCUUGGAUCGCGGUUUUAGUGUACGGUGUGGCGAGUUUCAGAACUUUUCGGCGGCGAUUACGGAGCAGCGCGCAGAUCUUCUUCUUCCGCGUCGUGCACAACUACACACCAUUCGGCUUGGCAGAUGAGCACGCGCGCGUUUCCACUGGCACUAGCAACAGCAGCAGCAAAAGCAGCGCCAACCAUCGUAGUAGUGGUAGUAGUUCUCCAGGCCAUCAGGGACUAAAAAUAGUACAAUACGGCCUGGAUUUUUGGGAGAUGUCAUCGUAGCUCAGCGCGGUAGCGGUGUUUGGCGACUCAGCAGCAGUAGUAGCAUUGGCACUUUUUCGGCAGAUCUAUUUAUUGCAGAACGUGGUGAUCGUCGCGACGGACCUACUUUGCUCGUAGAGCAUUCCAAGGAAAUUAAUCUUCAAUCAACUUGUACCCGUACAUAAUCACGUUUAUUGGAUCAGCUCCCGGAUUUACAAAACAGUUUGACCCGAAGACAACCGCUGUCCCAGUCAGUCGAGCAGCACCAGCAGCAGUAGCAUCAUCAACAUGGACACACAUUCGCACGGUGGUGGAACGACGACCAAUGGCGGUACUGGCGGUAGUAGUAGUCAGCAAUUUUGUCUUCGAUGGCAUAAUCAUCAGGCAAGUUUGUUAAGCUCGUUACCGAUUCUGUUGGACCAGUCACACCUGACCGAUGUGACGCUUAUUGCGGAAGGUCGCAACAUAAAAGCACACCGAGUGGUACUCAGUGCUUGUAGUACCUUCUUCUCGGAACUUUUUCGAACCCUUGAUGGGCCACUGUAUCCGGUGGUUGUACUGCCGGGCGCAUCCUUCCACGCCGUCGUAGCGCUGCUCACCUUCAUGUACUCCGGGGAAGUCAACGUGUACGAGGAGCAAAUCUCAACAUUACUCUCGCUGGCCGAGACACUAGGCAUUAAGGGAUUAGCCGACUUUAGUGGAAACUCACACAAAUCCAGCACCCCAACGACUGAGGCUUCUUCGCGGGAAUCGGAAAUUCCAUCACCCUACCAAGGCAUCAAGAUGGAAUCCCCGGGAGAACAGUUUUUUCCGCGUCCGUUUAAUUUUCACUCGCCACUUUUCCCACAGGCGCUCAAUCUAGCGACAAAUAACAAUUGCAACAAUAGUGGCAACAACAGCAACAACAAUAACAGCACCUGCUCAAGCGCAAAUAAAUCGACAGACCUUUUCUCGAGAUUCCUUCCGCAAAAGUGUGAUAUGAUGCCAAACGAAACACUUUGGAAGAUGAAUGAGGAAAGUGAGGCUAUAAAUAGAGACAACAAAAGUGUCAACAGCAGCAACAACGGUCCCAGCGGCCUCGGCUCGGAGGAUCGACAGUCUGUCAAUGCUAAUAAUAAGAAUGUUGCUGCCGGCCACCAGCAGCCGAUUGAGAAACAAAGCCCAGUCCGAAACGACACGGAAGCUAUCACUGGGGGGAUAUCUAAAUUUAAUCUCGACAGUAACCAUCUUCAUCACCACUUACAGCAACCACAGCAGCACCAUGAUUCCGCACCGUCGACACCCUCCAGCAAUCCCGACGAGCAGCUUCGACCAAUGUCCCAGAACACUUGUUCUGCAAAGAAAUCAAUCAGUCAGGAAAACAAACGGAAAAAAAUCGACAAGAUAGCGGAGAACCUUCGAACACAGAACACAGCAACGGCAGCUGCAGCGGCGGCCGCUGUUGCUGCAGCAUCCUUCAACAAGCACUUGCUGCAGUCACUGAAAUUCCCACCGAACUCUCAAUCUCUCUCACCGCUGCAUCUCUUCAGCAAGCCACCCACCGUCACCCCGGUUAGCAACCAGCAGCCGUCCUUUCUGUCGCACCACUUUCUCACCAAUGAAACUGCAUCUAAAACACCGGAAAAUCUGAUCCUCGAAUCAUCCCACCCGAGUCCGGGAGCGGGAGCUCUGAACCACUCCAACUCAUCACCGACACCGUCAACUGCUGCUUGUAGCUCGUCCGCAUCACAACUGACAUCCUCGAUGGCAAUGGACAUGGCAUCGUCGUUCAGUGCCAACAGUAUGCUAAAAGCAGCCGCGGCAGCACAUUACCUCAGUCCAUGCGGCCCCAUUGGAUCACAACAGCAGCAACAACAGCAACAGCAGCAGCAGUCGCUACAGAAGCCACCGACGAAACUUUUUGCUACAUGUUCCAUAUGCAACAAACAGCUCAGCAAUCAGUACAAUCUGCGGGUACACCUGGAAACGCAUCAGAAUGUUCGAUACGCAUGCACCGUCUGUUCGCACGUGUCCCGCAGCAAAGACGCCCUGAGGAAACACGUCUCGUAUCGUCACCCGGGAACACCCAGCCCAUGCGAUCCGGACACCAAGCGGAAACGUUCCAAGGCGAACCUGGGCCAAAUGAUCAAGCAAGAGCUGUUCGGGGACCAAGCUGCUAUAAGCCACAUGAUCAAACAGGAAAAUCUCAAUGAUCAACAGUCACCAUCGAUUAUGAGCCCCCAGCAGCAGCAUCAACUUCUAGUCAAUCUAACUUCUCAGGCAAACUCGAUAGUGUCGAUUCCUAGUUUCCUUCAGCAAGCGGCAUCGAUGCAAUCGGCCUUUUCAACUAAGUCAAUGCUUUUCAACACAUCACCGAUUCCCACCUCCUUGGCAACAUCCCUGUCUCAACAUCCAGCGAUCACGGAGACCAACUCGUUUCGUCAACCGAAAGAGGUAUCGUUAGCUGAUCCAGACAAUACCAAUGCCAGAAGUCCUUCACCGAUGGAAACAUGCACCGCCAAAGUGAACAACGGUUCCUCGGAGACUGUUGGCGGGGAACAUUCGAACUCUAAUGACGCGCCCAAACCAGUCAUGCCUUAAAUCGUGACAGAAAUGCUUUACUAGUCAUGUUCUUGGAAUACCAUCUUUAACGUCACUGUUUUAGCCAUAAGUAGCGGAAAGAUUUUUUGAAGCAAUACCAAUUUUAUAAAAGACAUUAAUUUAAAGUAAACGUUUAAGCUAUUUACACACAGAUAAACCAGGUGAAGAUAACUGAGCCCCUCAUAUGACAUUUUUGUGUUUCUACCCUAUUUUUUACAUUAAUCUACUUCCCUAGCUGUGAUAGUCAAUCAAUCGUACAGACUUGAAUUGAACCAACAACUUCAAAGCAGAUUCAUACCAAUCCUUGGAUUCUAUAUCUUCUCCUACAAACCGUUUAAAAGAUUUCAACAAAUUGAGAUUAUUUCCACUGUUAACACUUGACUGCUUUCGGAAUUAUGAUUCAAAAUUACAGCACCCAUCAACAAAUAUACCUGUUUUAGACCAAAAACUUGUAAAAGACACAAACUGUCCCCAUCUAUUCGACUAAGCAAAGUGCCUUAAGAAUGAGGAUAACCCCUAGCAGAUAAAAAUUUUCGUGUACCAGUGCCUUUCUAUUUGCUGAUAAUAAUGAUAGCACAAAAAGAGAGUUAUUUCUUAACUUUAGUAAACAAAAAUAACGUACUAUACUAUCGUGAAAAAAAGAGAUGUGAAACUUGAAAAAGACAGUACCGAGUAGGACAUUUGAAUGUUUUCGUUGUUUCUUUUUUUUAUUAAAUUAUUAAACAAUAUUCUAUUCAUCUUUAAAAAUAGUGUGUUAAGUGGUCAAAUAUGAUAGAGUAAGUAUGAAGGUUUACGGAUGUUACAGAGCCACUCUUUUUUCACACUGUGUUAGUGAAAUUAACCGACAUUGAACGCAACGUUAUCUUAUAAAUGACACACAUUUAACCUUACUCCAGCGUUUAUCUGUAAGGAAUGUUUGGAUUUUUAUAUAGAGAUUAUGGAAUUAAACAUGAAAUAAACGUAAAACUUUGGGCUUUGAAAUCAA
Messenger RNA from Topomyia yanbarensis, 4071 nucleotides. RefSeq names its product protein tramtrack, beta isoform. Gene Ontology annotation, molecular function: protein binding. Gene Ontology annotation, biological process: regulation of transcription by RNA polymerase II. The transcript is spliced from 5 exons. The record is from RefSeq and is a predicted model, not a curated record. Gene Ontology annotation, cellular component: nucleus. Lineage: Eukaryota; Metazoa; Arthropoda; Insecta; Diptera; Culicidae. The coding region runs from base 795 to 3086 and encodes 763 amino acids.